CAACCACGCGUCGGGGGAUCUCACCACCCGACGCAGGGGCUGUUGCGCCGGCGCUGAUGGGUUGAUCUCCUGGGCCCCGUCGCCCGGUCGGGACCAUCUUCCUCUUCGAUCCGUCUUCCUCCUGGGAUCUGUCACCCCCCCCCGUCGAGCAACAUGGUCCUCGGGUGUCUCCCGUGCUGGCUCUGCCUGCCCUGCGCUGAAAGCGAUCGCAGCUGCCCGCCUGUGGGUACUGUGUCGAUGCCAACCGCAGAGGCCACAGCAACCAGAAGCACCGAGCACAACGAACUCGCCAAAGCCGCCGACCAGCCCCCAGACAACGAUGCUGCGAGCGCAAAGCCCAGGGCUCCCCCACACCCACUCAACCAUCCGAUCCAAACACCGCCUAUGGAUCCAUUCGGGCCUUGGGUUCAUCCGCUUGCAGCCAUGAUCCAGUUGGCUGCGACCGAGCCAGAGUGCCUGGCCAUCUACACCCGCGAAGCUGGCCCCAUCGAAAAAUAUACCUAUCGCCAACUGUGGGACAGAGCCUUCUCCGUUGCGCAGUGCCUGAAGCAGCUCCCCGGCUGGACGGACGAUAUGGAAACAGUAGCCUUGCAUUUUGAGCCCGAGGCGCACUGGGUAUUCUCCACAUAUGCCGCAUGGAUUCUCGGAAAAAAGGUCAUCAACUUUGCUCUGAAUUGGCCUGCCUCCGUGCGCAACGAAAUAGCAAAGCGACUGAGCAUAAAGUUCGUGCUCUACUACUCCGUGGCGCCAGGGCGAAUCGAAGGCGUCGAGGCAGUCGACAUCGGGUCGUUCUCGCUGGUGAGCAACAUCCCCCGACCCUCGACAGAGCAUCACGGGCCUCUCGAUGACAGCUUUGCCUAUCUCUGCACCUCAGGAACAACAGGCACCCCGAAGACCUUCCCGAUUUCUCAUACGGCUGGUCGGAUGACGCGGCCUUCGUAUGGUGGGCCCUACCGCGGAAACUGUAUCUUCCAGAAACCAUCCUUUUCGGCAUCGUUUGGAUCACUUGCCAUGAGUUCAAACAUCAAAGGCUCCGUUUGGUUUCCCAAGCUGACGCAGAACUAUGCUGAACAAGCCCGGAGCGUUGUGGACCUGCUUGACGACGGACUGGACAUCCUCAAAGGAACGCCAUCCUUCAUCAAAAUUGUCUUUCGCGUCGCAACCAGAGAGCGACCGCACCAGACUUGGCCGCACACUAAGCAGAUCAGCAUGGGAUCGGAGCUGAUCCCGAUUGCGAUGGUUUGGUGGGUUAAGGAGCUGUGUCCGAAUGCUCUGAUUCAGUGCGGAUAUGCUUCCAGCGAGUCAUCGGUUAUACAGGCCUUUGGAUUCUGCGUGAUUCGACCCUCUGAUCCUACUCCAGAGCGCCUGGUGUACUCCAUCAAGCGACCCAACGUUACUUGUCUUCUCUUUGAUGAAGACGGAAAUCCAGUGGAUCGGAAUGUGUCCAACAGCGGAAUACUCGUCUUUGCCGUUGGCAAAGAUGACUCCGUCAGGAACCAUCCCAGUUUUGUUCAGUCAAACAGAGAAGACAGGCUCGCCUCAUUCGGUUACCUUGAGGAUGGAUCUCCUCGCGUUUGCACCAUGGAUCAUGUCGAGCUUGUAGAUGACGACAAGUUUGUGGUGUUUGGAAGGGUCGGCCAGAAAGUCAAAGUGAAUGGUGUUUUUGUAGACCUCAAUUCGCUCGAGAACAUCGUGACAACCACGCUUUCCCACAUGGUGUCCGACUGUAUCUUCAUUCAGACUUCCGAGCUUGAGAUUAUAUUGAUUUACUCACCAAACAAAGAUUCAAACAUUGCUACAACUCCCAAGCAAGUUCUCGAGGCUGCAGAGAGUAUUCUACUUCUCCAAAAUAUCCCAAAGGUCCCGAUCCACAACUGCUUGGAGCUCGACGAGUUCCCCUUCAACGACUCGGGCAAGCGCGACCUCAAGAAGCUCAGGCGUUUCGCCGAGCAUGCCAAGUACUUUGGCGAGUCGGUUAUCUAUCCAACCCUUGACAUCGUCAACACUCCCCUGUCCCGCACUGCCGCCAAGAUCUCCACACUUGGCAGCCAGAUCAUCGACAACCCCGCCCUCGACGGCCGCAACUACUACAUCGGCGGCGUCGGCUUUGACUCGCUGAGUGUCGGCCGUCUGGCCCUCGCCAUCAAGGACGAGUUCAAUGUUGAGAUCUCGCCACUGAUCCUCCUGUCGAACGGAAUGACACCGACUGAUGUCGCCCAGCUAGUUGUCGACAUCCUCGACGACAGACCGAUGAUUCCGCCGACAGUUGAUCUGGCUGCCGAGGCCGCCAAGCUCGACGAUGCGAGUGUGACGGCCGAGGGUCUCCCUCCGUUUGUCUAUCCCAAGGACCCUCGCGGCAUCGUCCUGACCGGUGCCACUGGCUUCCUCGGUGCCUUCCUGGUCUUUGAGCUGGCCCACAAGUUCCCUCGGGCCAAGAUCUACUGCCUGGUCCGAGCCCCGACCGAGCAGGUGGCUGUCGAGCGCAUCAUCAGCACGGCUCAGAAGCUGGUCCUCGAUCCGAGCCAGAGAGCCUUCCUCGACCACAGCCUCAAGUCUCGACUCGUUGGACUGUGCGGCAACCUGUCGCAGGACAAGUGGGGACUCUCGGACGAGCGAUGGAAGGAGAUCAGCGAGGAGACCGACAUGAUUGUUCACAACGGCGCCGAGGUCCACUGGCUGUUUGACUAUGACAGACUCAGGGGACCCAACGUCCUCAGUACGGCGACGGCCCUGAGACUGGCCACAACCCACCACCUGAAGCCGCUGCAUUACAUCUCGACCAUCGGCACGAUCCCGAUGGCCAAGAAGGCAGACAAGCCGCUCGAGGAGAAGAUCUACUCGGCCUGGAACAUCUCUGGCGGGUAUGGCCAGACCAAGUGGGUCUCUGAGCAGCUGGUCAACAAGGCACGAUCGAGGGGAGUACCUGCGACGAUCAUUCGCCCAGCCGUCAUUGCUGGCGACAGCCAGUACGGAGUGUCCAACUCUGAUGACUAUAUCUGGCGAUAUGUCAAGGGAUGCAUCCAACUCGGUGUUGCUCCCUCGCACGCCACUCUCGUCACGAUGACCAUGGAUCCCGUCGACCACGUCGCCAAGGUGGUUGCCGAGAUUGCCGGCACGGAGGAGUCCCUGUCCAAGUUUGUGUUCCACAUCAGCGACUCGGAGCACAGUGUCCUCUCCGAGACCCGGCUGUUUGAGAUUGUCAGGAACCAUGGCUGGCCGAUCCUGUUCGAGACCCGCGAGCAGUUCAAAGAGGCAUUUCACUCCCACCCCGCCGUCGAGAGCAACGCCCUGUUCCCGCUCAUGCACAUCAUGAUGGACAUGUCCUUCAAGAUCGACAACGCCAACACCCGCUCGAUCUACCCGACUCCCUGUCCCUCGCUGGAGGAGGUUGUCGAGAAGUGUAUCAGCUACUUGAACCACGCUCGCUUCCUUCCCAACCCCAUCAAACCGUCGAGCGAGCUGAAGGACGAGGAGUAUCCCGAAGUCAGCAUCUUUGGCCGCACCGGACGUAGCUAGAUACCACGGUACCAGAUCAAUGACACACCGCACUCUGAUCGCCAGCCUAUACUGGUUCGAUUUACAGCCAAUCCAAUAAAAAACGGCACACCCCGGAUAUUGGUCGUUGAGCGGGUAUUUUGUUGCCUUAGAACAUCGCGAGCUGGAC
Polychytrium aggregatum is the source of this 3664-nucleotide messenger RNA. Its product is annotated as male sterility protein-domain-containing protein. The transcript has 11 exons. Lineage: Eukaryota; Fungi; Chytridiomycota; Chytridiomycetes; Polychytriales. The record is from RefSeq and is a predicted model, not a curated record. Bases 154 to 3516 code for a protein of 1120 amino acids.